AUGUCGCACCUCGCUGUGGAAACAUGGACGUGGCUUUCACGCAGGUUGCUGCAGGGUUCAUUCAAGAAGCUGCAGGCCGACGAUGCCCUCAUGAUGUUUGCCAUGCUCUGCGACACUGUAUUGAUCGUGGGCAUGAACAUUAUCGCACGCACCAACAGUAACCUGAUCGCACCUGGUACUGACCUCAAUUUCACUGCCGAAGACAUCGCCGAGCGCGAGUCUGGCUCGAAAUGGGUCCUCGUUGUUGAACAGAUGCAGUGCGCCGUCAUCUGGUCGGUAAAGGGCUGCUUCCUCAUCAUGUAUAACCGCUUGACCAUGAGUCUUAAACAGAACCUGGCAGUCAAAAUUGUUGCCGGCUAUGCCGCCGUUGGCUUCAUCGUCAUGGAAAUCCUCUAUUUUGGUGUCUGGUGCAGACCAUUCACCCAGUACUGGGCUGUCCCCCCGGACAACAUUCAAUGCUCGGCUGCCACGAAUCACCUUAUCACCAACGCCGUCAUCAACAUUUCGUCGGAUGUCAUGAUCAUUCUGAUCCCGAUGCCGUUGUUCCUCCAGUCCCAGAUUCCCCAGAAGAAGAAGAUGAUACUGUGCGGCGUCUUCGCCCUAGGCGCCUUCACUAUUCUUUCGGCCAUUCUCAACAAAUAUUACAGUUUCAACGAACCCUUCGGCUCGGCCUGGACGUUCUGGUACAUUCGCGAGUCCUCCACCGCCCUCAUCGUCGCCAACUUGCCCAUGACCUGGACAAUUCUCCGACGUCUCUUCCACCUCAAGUCCUUCAACGGCAAGUCGUCGAACCAACGCUCUGGCUAUCCUUCUUCAACAUCGCACUUCCGCUCGAUGGCCUACAGCCGCAACCCUCAAUCCACGAUACGCGGCGGCGAUCACGACCUCGACCCAUCUGCGAGCGAGGAACAGAUCAACGGCGGAUUCGGCGGCAUCCCUCUCAAGAUCUACCAACAACAUAAGGUGGAAGUGACUUCUCAUGAAGUGGGACCACACGAUGGGCGCCGUUCGUCCGACGGCUCUCUUCGGGAAGGCGUGACGGUCACUGUCACGACAGGCCACAGAUCAGAUCACGAUACCCGAGACUUGGAAACCUCAUCCAGUACGUCGACUGUUGGGAUUGUCAAGGCGUCACGAGGGAUCUAGGAGGAUGUUUAUGUAGGAAGAAUAAUGAGGAUGGACAUGAGCUAAGGCUUCAAGAUACCCCCCUUAAUGUGUGUC
Molecule: messenger RNA, 1221 nt
Organism: Verticillium alfalfae VaMs.102
Lineage: Eukaryota; Fungi; Ascomycota; Sordariomycetes; Glomerellales; Plectosphaerellaceae
Exons: 6
Coding region: 1-1146 (381 amino acids)
Source: RefSeq, a predicted model, not a curated record